GAGUCAAUUUAUGUUGAUUGGCUUACCAAAUUCGAUGCUCAACUACGUCGACAAAAUCGACAAAUAAUCUUACUCAUGGACAACGCAACCUCACACAAGAAAAUUGACAGUCUUACGAACAUAGUCUUACAUUUCCUACCCCCUCGAACAACAUCCGUGUUACAGCCUUGCGACGCAGGCAUAAUUUCUGCUUUCAAAUCUCACUACAGACGUAUGUUCAUUCAGAAUAGGGUAGAUGCAUACGAUGCAUCAAUGGAUAAUAAUACCGAAUCCAUUCCGUUUACUAUUAAAGAUGCAAUAUAUAUGGUAGCCAAUGCUUGGGGCGGAGUUAGUCAACAGGUUAUUGUAAAUUGUUGGAAAAAAACUAGAAUUUUACCUCUUUCAAAUGAAAUUGAAGAGACAGAGCGAACUUCUGAGGAAGAGCGGAUUGAUGACUUUGUAUCUAUGGAGAGACUGUUUAACAAAUUGCCAUAUGAUAACCGGAUAUCGGUUGAAGAAUAUUUAUCUUGUGAUAACAAUAUUCCUGCGGAGGAGUUGAUUACGGAUGAGGAGAUAAUUGAAGUAAUUCUUGAGGAAGACGAUACACAAGUUGAGAAUAAUACAAAUGAAGAAGCGGAAAUAAGACCAACCAUCUCUCUCCACCAGGCAGUUACUGCUUUGAAAACACUAACACAAUUUUUACAGUAUUCAACCGGACCGGAGAUUCUACCAGAAGACAUUGCUGUAUUUUAUAGG
This is a messenger RNA of Paraglomus brasilianum, 735 nucleotides long. Lineage: Eukaryota; Fungi; Glomeromycota; Glomeromycetes; Paraglomerales; Paraglomeraceae. The record is from the annotation of a GenBank genome assembly.